AUGAUGAUGAUGAUGUUUGUGAGGAAGAAGACGGGUGCGUCCCCAACCACUUACAAAGUUCAAAAUCUUUUAGAUGCACUCCAGGUGCUCGACCUCAUGUCUAGCUUAGUCUUUGGUCGAAUUCCUCCAUCAAGUGGCUCUCUAAAUCAACUUAAUCUUCUACUUCUUGCCGAUAAUUCUCUUAUCUGGAUGGACGUCUUACGGAGAUGGCCAGAACAAGUGGUGAGAGUGCAGUCGUUAUCGAAAAAUGGUAUAGAAGCCAUCCCGGAUAGCUACGUGAAACCCAUUAUGGAUAGGCUAUCGGUGGUGGAGGAGUCGAAUGAGGUCAAUAUCCCAGUCAUUGAUCUCUCAGGCCUCAACUCAGAUGAUGCAGUGUUGCGUAAGGCCACUUUGGAGCUAAUAUCUGAUGCUGGUCGUGAGUGGGGAUUCUUCCAGGUGGUGAACCAUGGUGUUAGCCACCAGCUCAUGUCAAAGACACAUAAGGUGUGGCGAGAGUUCUUCCAGCUUACGGUAGAGGAGCAGCAGAAGUAUGCUAACUCACCAGAGACUAUGAGGGAUACAAAAGUCGUGUUGGGGUGGUGA
Molecule: messenger RNA, 582 nt
Organism: Lactuca virosa
Lineage: Eukaryota; Viridiplantae; Streptophyta; Magnoliopsida; Asterales; Asteraceae
Source: the annotation of a GenBank genome assembly